Mangifera indica (mango) is the source of this 1136-nucleotide messenger RNA. RefSeq names its product chlorophyll a-b binding protein, chloroplastic-like. NCBI's taxonomy places the organism in Eukaryota, Viridiplantae, Streptophyta, Magnoliopsida, Sapindales, Anacardiaceae. The transcript has 5 exons. The coding region runs from base 100 to 909 and encodes 269 amino acids. The record is from RefSeq and is a predicted model, not a curated record. Gene Ontology annotation, biological process: photosynthesis, light harvesting in photosystem I; response to light stimulus. Gene Ontology annotation, cellular component: membrane.
ACCCGCUCUUCUAUCCUUCAAGAUAAGCCUCUCAAUACAUUUACACAUUUGUAUCUCUUCACCUCCAUACUACUACUGGUUCAGGAGAAAUUUUGGCUGAUGGCUUCUGUUUGUGCUUCUGCUAUUGCAGCUGUUGCCAUCACUUCUUCCAGUUCCCAGAAGAGUGGAUCUUUUGUAGGAUCAACAAGGGGUUCUUUCCUUGGUGGGAAGAAGCUGAAUUUGAGAAAGUAUGUAGCACCAGCUGGAACACGAUCGGUUUCAGUGAGUGCAGCCGCCGCUGACCCUGAUAGACCUCUCUGGUUCCCAGGCAGCACUCCUCCACCAUGGCUUGAUGGCAGCCUUCCAGGAGACUUUGGUUUUGAUCCUCUUGGUCUUGGCUCCGAUCCUGAGACCCUAAGGUGGAACGUGCAAUCAGAACUUGUACACUGCAGAUGGGCAAUGUUGGGAGCAGCUGGUAUUUUCAUUCCAGAAUUGCUGACAAAGAUUGGAAUUUUAAAUACUCCUUCAUGGUACACUGCUGGAGAACUGGAAUACUUCACUGACACCACCACCCUCUUCAUUAUUGAGUUAAUUUUGAUCGGCUGGGCUGAGGGCAGACGGUGGGCUGACAUUCUGAAGCCAGGAUGUGUAAACACAGACCCAAUUUUCCCCAACAACAAACUCACCGGAACCGAUGUUGGUUACCCAGGUGGACUUUGGUUUGACCCUCUCGGAUGGGGAAGUGGCUCUCCUGAGAAAGUCAAGGAGUUGAGGACUAAAGAGAUCAAGAAUGGAAGGUUGGCCAUGUUGGCUGUAAUGGGCGCAUGGUUCCAGCACAUUUACACUGGCACUGGCCCCAUUGACAACCUCUUUGCCCACCUUGCUGAUCCUGGUCAUGCCACUAUUUUUGCUGCUUUCACCCCAAAGUGAGCUAAUUGAGCAAGGGAGAUAACUGCCUUUUAAGUGUGGGAGAAAGAUUGAUGAAAAUUCACUUCACAUCAGGAGGUUGAAAAGAUUGUGUAAUUUUUCUUAGUGAAGUUGUAUUAAUUGCUCUGUGGAUUGUGUUUUAUAGAAUGGUCCUGCGAUGUACAUAUAGCUCUCUGAACUAAGAUGCCAUGAAUAUAAAUUCAGGUGAAAACCCAAAAUUUCUCUGCAAA